GCUCAACGCUUUUAUACAGAGAGGUUAAUCAUUUGAGCUCUGUACCAUUAUAACUUUUAGAGUCCUUCCAUCAAUAAAUUAAACAGGGAAAAGAUUUUUCUCUUUUGCUGUUGGGAACUGAGUUACAUCAAGAUCUUUGGCACAUAUAUGUUAAUGGCUGUGGAAGUGCUUGCUCUCUCCUAAGCCACCAAUAUUCCUCUGGGGGCUCUUCUGAAGGCUGGAGUUUUCUUUACUGCUGCUGCAAUGGUGGUAGUUCCUUCCUGCCAGGCUGGGCUCCUAACAUGGAUGUUGCUGCUGCUGCUGCUGCUGCCGCUGCCAUCAUCUGAAGUUCAAGGUGAGUGCCCAACUCCAGAUCUACCCCCCCAUUCUUCACUAAAAGGAGGAGAAGACUUAGCAGAUACCUAUCCUGCUGAAACUCUUCUGCGGUUAGUGUGCAACACAGGUUAUGAAUAUAUACCUGAAAGAACUUCUGUUAUUAAAUGUCUUCUCUCUGGUCACUGGUUAAUGACUCCUGAACUUUGUCAAGGAAGGCGAUGUCCAACUCCACAUAUAGAAAAUGGCAGAAUAAUGUCCUCGAAUGACCUCCGGUUUGGUGAUCAAGUAACCUUUGCUUGUGAUUAUGGGUUCAGAAUAAUAGGUGAAUCCUCCCUUCAGUGUGUUUUGAAAUCUGGCAGAGUUGACUGGAAUAGAGAACUUCCACAAUGCCAGCGUAUUCCUUGUGGUCGCCCUUCUUUAAUUUCCAAUGGAAAAUAUGAUCUGAAUCCUUCAGAUGAAUAUGAUGUUGGCACAGCAGUAAUAUAUCAUUGUGAUGCUGAUUACUCCCUUAUUGGAAAUUCAACUAUUUCAUGUACAGUUGCAGCAAAUGGUGUAGAUGGAAUGUGGGAUUCACCUCCACCUGAAUGUAAAAAGGUCAAGUGUCAUAGACCAAACAUUCAAAAUGGAAGAGUGACAAAUGUGUUUCAAGCUAUGUAUACAUAUGACAGUGGCAUAUCGUUUCGAUGCAAUUCUGGCUACACUUUGGUAGGGGCUGCUUUUGUUAAAUGUGAUGCUAAUAGUAAAUGGAAUCCUCCUGUUCCCAGCUGUGUUGAGAGUGUAGUCCCCACCCCUACCAAACCAACCAGAUCCCCCACACCUGCUGUUCCUCCUACCCCCCCAAUUCCCCCUAUGCCUGGCACUGUUCCUCCAGAAGAUGAAACUGAAGGAUUGAUGGAUAAAGAGUUAGAAAACAGCCUUGGAAGAUUACUUCAAUUUAUGACUACAGUGAAGAGAUUACUAGAUGAACAAAGAUGGAAAAAUUUGGCAUUACCCACCAUCGAGGAAUGGUUGGUGAAAUUUUUAAAAAAGGAAAGAGAAAAGUCCCUUGAAGAUCGGUUGGAUAAGAUUGAAAAAAAACUGGAUCUAAUCCUGCAUAUGCUCAUACUGCAACUAACCAGAUAGAGAACAACAGUUGACUAAUGAUGGUUGCCACAGAACAUUCUUUCUUUGAUAUUCCAACAAGACUUACGUUUUCAAAAUAUAUGCUUAGAUAUGUAAUCUGGGGGGCGGGGGUGGCAAUGAAGUUGGGGAAAUGAUCAUACUUUUAAAAAUUGCUAUUGCAGAAGAUGAAAUAAACUUACCGCAUAUACCGAAUCACUUAAAGUAAUAUUCAUGCCAGAUUCACAAAUGAACCAUCAUGUUAUCAAUGUAGAGUGUAUUAAAGAAAACUAGUGGUAACCAUCAAACUCCCUUGACCAGGACUUGACUGUAAAUCACAAAUCUUUGUUGCUACUUGACUUAGCUGGCUCCUUGCUUGACUUGGCAGGAGACUCAGAAGCACGGCUCAGGAUCUUUAUGGCAAGGUAGAAGGAAACCAUGCAAAGUAAUGGAUUGCCCGCUCCUGGUGAGAGUCCACAAAUUACCUUUAAUAUCCAGUGUACUUUAAGCUCACUUUUUUUUUUUUUACCUUUUGUCCUUCCCAUGAAUAGAUAGAGCUUUUAUGCAGUGUUUGGCAACUUUGAGACCAACCAGUUACAAAUGCUCGUGCAGUGACUGCAAUUGGUUCCAGCAAAAUGGUUGCUGAGUGAACCAUGUGACUGAGAAAGAGAGAGAGAUGCUGUGAAAAUCGUUGGUUGCUGCCGUCUCAUUUAGAUAAAGUUCUCUUUUACAGUGCCCCAUGCCUGACCCAUUUUCCCUCCUUUUUUUUGCCCUAUUGCAGGGUGAAGAGAUUGCUUAAACAAGCUAUUCUCCACAGCCCAGGGCAUCCCUAAAAAAGUGCUAAUGGCAGGUUAACAAGCUCAGCUCUGUGACCUUAAUUGGUUGGUUAGAAACCUUCUGUUGGCUGGCAGUUCCUUCUUGAAACUGACCAGACCUUAAUCAGUUUGACACCAAAAUCUUUUGUUGUGGUAAAUAAUGCACAUGAGUCAGAAAAUGAAUUUUUUAUUACCAUUGUAUUUGGGAAUGGUCGCUAAACAAAGACUACCUGUAUUACAUCUUUACAUAACUGCCAUCUCUGGGUUAAGAAACAUGUGUUACAUCUGUUCUUGUAAGGGUAUGCAGGAAGGACUUGGGAAGACAGGAGGAAGAGCCGCAAACUAGGCAACAGUCAGAUUAAAGUCAGCUGAACCCGCAGAAGGAAUGGGGGCAU
Python bivittatus (Burmese python) is the source of this 2623-nucleotide messenger RNA. The record is from RefSeq and is a predicted model, not a curated record. NCBI's taxonomy places the organism in Eukaryota, Metazoa, Chordata, Lepidosauria, Squamata, Pythonidae.